This is a messenger RNA of Osmerus eperlanus (European smelt), 1964 nucleotides long. RefSeq names its product G-protein coupled receptor 135. The record is from RefSeq and is a predicted model, not a curated record. Gene Ontology annotation, cellular component: plasma membrane; endosome. The transcript has a single exon. Gene Ontology annotation, molecular function: G protein-coupled receptor activity. Gene Ontology annotation, biological process: G protein-coupled receptor signaling pathway. Lineage: Eukaryota; Metazoa; Chordata; Actinopteri; Osmeriformes; Osmeridae. Bases 295 to 1665 code for a protein of 456 amino acids.
CAAAGACACUCAAGGAAGGAGGGGUCUACGAACGGGUAUCGGACUGGCAAACUGUGACAUGCAAGCAGAUGUGCGUGUCUUCAGGGAACGGGAAAUAGAGACCAGACUAUAUGGGUCUUAUUUAUGAAUAUCUGUGACAUCUGUAAGAUUAUGGUCUUGAAAGCGAAGUCGCACUGGAGGUCUAUCUUCCCUCAAUGCGACACACCUCUGCUUCUUUAGCACGGAGUAUCUGAGAAGAUAUUCUGAAAGGGAUGAAGCUCUUUCCUGUCCGUGGUUCCCCUCCAUUCGUGUCGGAUGGAUUUCCCGGUGAACAUUGCUUUGCUCAGCAGCAGCAACUACAGCGCUGGGGAAAACACUUCGGGAACAAGUCUAACGUUGGAAAUAGUCACCUUUUCCCCGGUGCUGAAGAGCCUCACCACGGAGCCAAGCCUCGCAAACGUCACGGGUGGAGGCGAUCCAGACCGAGAACACGCUCCUGUGCAGAGCAAGGAGGGGAACUCGGUCCUCCAGGGCAUCACCGUGGCAGCCCAGGCACUAGUUCUCCUGGCAAUAUUUAUCCUGUCCAGUUUAGGGAACUCUGCUGUGGUGAUAGUUAUAAUCAAACACCGCCAGCUGAGAACAGUCACCAACGCUUUCAUUAUGUCCCUCUCUCUAUCCGACUUCUUGACGGCUGUGCUUUGUUUACCCUUCUCGUUUAUGAUGCUCUUUAGUAAAGACGGAGUUUGGAUGUUUGGAGAUCGUUUCUGCGUCGCUAACGGCUUUUUUAACACGUGUUUCGGUAUUAUCUCCACCCUUACAAUGACUUUGAUUUCUUUUGACCGGUACUAUGCCAUCGUUAGGCAGCCUCAGGAGAAGAUCGGUCGUCGGAAGGCCCUCCAACUGUUAGUGGCAGUCUGGCUGACAGCUGUCAUCUUCUCCCUGCCCUGGUACCUGCUCCUGCGCACUCCAAUAGUGAUCCACAAGCGGGGCUUCUACCACUGUAUGUAUGUAUUCCAUUCCGGCACCUCUCGAAUGGGAACUGGCUUCAGCAUCUCUCUGAUCGUGGUGUGUUAUCUGUUACCCUUUGCCCUCAUGUGUUUCUGCCACUACAACAUUUGUAAGACCGUCCGGCUCUCUGAGAUCAGGGUGAGGCCGGUAACCACGUACGCCUACCUCCUCCGGUUCUAUAGCGAGAUGCGAACGGCCACCACUGUGCUGAUCAUGAUCGUGUUCAUUAUCUUCUGCUGGGGUCCUUACUGCCUGAUGGGUCUGGUCACCGCCAUGGGAGACUACUCCUUCAACCCUGCCAUGGACACCGUGGCCAUAUGGAUGGCCUGGGCCAAUGGGGCCAUUAACCCGCUCAUAUACGUUAUCAGGAACCCCAACAUCUCCAUGCUUCUAGGCCGCAGCCGAGAGGAGGGCUACAGGACUAGAAACAUCGCGGCCUACCUGUCCACACAGACCCAGAACAGGGACGUCAGGACCAGAGCAGACCGCAUCAGAGACCGUUACGUCAGCAGGCACGGAGCCAACAGCCGCUUGUCUUCCUCAAGCCCCGCCAACGGUGGGGAGGUGGCGAUGUGGGCCUGCAAGAACCCCGCGGUGUUCUUCUGCCGGGACGGUCAGCCCGACACCGUGACCGAACCUGCGCUGCCAAAAGUGGAGACCGCGGACACCAGCCUGUGAUUACGCUUCCCGUGGUGACGCACGGUGAAAUUCGGAGGGGAUAUAUGUCUGUGCAAAACAUGAAACCGCUGCCAAACAAAACAUUGACUGGAACGUUAGGGGAGUAAUUACUAUAUUGACCAUAUCUAGAGGUAUAUUUUCCUGUGAAAUGCCAACACGUAGUAGGCUAUUUGGGCACUUUUUCAGUAGGUACAGUUGAUCAUUUUUAGCUAGCGCCAAUUGGUUCCUCUCUAUACACUGUGACAGAACGGAAUGCGUCUUUUUUCUUCUUUUUUUUAAACACACGUACUCAAUAAAAA